Perognathus longimembris pacificus (Pacific pocket mouse) is the source of this 2295-nucleotide messenger RNA. RefSeq names its product DnaJ heat shock protein family (Hsp40) member C25 (gene Dnajc25). Gene Ontology annotation, biological process: protein folding. Lineage: Eukaryota; Metazoa; Chordata; Mammalia; Rodentia; Heteromyidae. Bases 82 to 1158 code for a protein of 358 amino acids. Gene Ontology annotation, cellular component: endoplasmic reticulum membrane. The record is from RefSeq and is a predicted model, not a curated record. The transcript has 4 exons.
GCCCGGGUGGCAAGAGACCGGCGCGCUGUGUGGAGUGCGGGAACCGCUGGGGUGUCGUGACCGCGAGCGAGCCAGGCCGGGAUGGCAGCGCCGCUCGCUCGGCACCGGGGAGCCGGGGCUGCGGGCCAGCACCGGCUGGUGCUGCUUUGGAUGCUGUUGCUGGUGCCGCUGCUGGCGCGGCCCGCGGCGGCCCUGGUGGAGGGGCUGUACUGCGGCGCGCGGGACUGCUACGAGGUGCUGGGCGUGAGCCGCUCGGCCACCAAGGCCGAGAUCGCGCGGGCCUACCGCCAGCUGGCCCGGCGCUACCACCCCGACCGCUACCGGCCCGAGCCCGGCGACGAGGGCCCCGGGCGGGCGCCGCCCAGCGCCGAGGCUUUCCUGCUGGUAGCGACCGCCUACGAGACUCUCAAGGAUGAAGAAACACGGAAAGAUUAUGACUACAUGCUGGAUCAUCCAGAAGAAUAUUACAGCCAUUACUAUCACUACUAUAGCAGGCGCUUAGCCCCUAAAGUGGAUGUUAGGAUAGUAAUUUUGGUCAGUGUGUGUGCUAUUUCUAUGUUUCAGUACUUCAGCUGGUGGAAUAGCUACAAUAAAGCAAUCAGCUACCUAGCCACAGUGCCCAAGUACCGCAUCCAGGCAACAGAGAUCGCCAAGCAGCAGGGACUGCUCAGAAAAGCCAAAGAAAAAGGCAGAAACAAGAAAUCCAAAGAGGAAGUUCGUGACGAGGAGGAGAACAUCAUAAAGAACAUUAUAAAAAGUAAAAUUGAUAUAAAAGGAGGCUACCAGAAACCUCAAAUACGAGAUCUGCUGCUGUUCCAAAUCCUUUUAGCUCCCCUUCACCUGUGCUCCUACAUGGCCUGGUAUUGCCGGUGGAUCUAUAAUUUUAACAUCAAAGGCAAAGAAUAUGGGGAGGAAGAGAGACUAUACAUCAUUCGUAAGUCUAUGAAAAUGUCACAAUCCCAGUUUGAUAGUCUAGAAGACCAUCAGAAAGAAACUUUCCUUAAACGGGAGCUCUGGAUAAAGGAGAAUUAUGAGGUCUACAAACAAGAACAAGAGGAAGAAUUAAAGAAAAAAUUGGCAAAUGACCCUCGAUGGAAGAGAUACCGGAGAUGGAUGAAGAAUGAGGGCCCUGGGCGGCUCACAUUUGUGGAUGACUAAAGACGGCCAGAAGCCAAAGGCCAGCAUCUGCUCACCUUCAUUGUGAUGUGCUUCCCAUAACAAAUGUACCAGCUGUUUCUCAGCAGUAACCGAAAUUUGCCAAAUACUUGAUUAAACAGAAUAAUGUAGAAGUGUCAACCUUCCCUUCCAACUGUUUCUCAGCAGUAAAAGAAAUUUGCCAAAUAUUUUGAUUAAACAGAAUAAUGUAGACGUUUCAGCCUUCCCUUCAAACUUUAUACCUAAGACAUUUAUGAAGCUCAAUUUUUAUAAUCUCGUUGUGAAUUUGUUAAAAGAUUUGACAUGAGAAUUUAUUAGUUGCCAUUAAAAAUUUUAUAUGUUUAGUUACAAUUUUUGACAUGAAAAUUUCUUAGAUACCAUUUAAACAUUUUGUGUCUUAAGUGUUUGUUCUUUAAUACGAGUGUUUCCUUAUUGGUCAUACAUUUUUCUGCUUUAAUGGCCUCUAUAUUUUCACAAAAUGGAAGGAAACAAUAGCAGCAUUUAACUAUAUUAUCGUGUCUUUCUGGACACAUUUCUUUAGUAGAAUUUUUCAACACUCAUGUUGUCUUCCUAAGUCAUUAUAGGAUUGAGUAUAUUCAAAACAACCUCUCAAGGAGAGUCUUUUGCUAGGACUCCUGCUGUCUCACCGCCCCAUAAUCUCAGCACUCGUGCUAAGAUCCGAGGCUCUCCACGAGAGUAGUCUACCCUCUGUCCUUGUAGGAUGAUCUCAUUACAGUCUCAUUUAUAGGACUAAACUGUAUGUGCAAAAUUUCUGCAGAAGGGAACCUAUAAAAAACAAUCUUUUGCACCAUAGGAUUGGUCUUUUUUUUUUUUUUUUAAAUCCUCUCACAAGAACAGAAAAAAUAUACUGGGAAGUUGUUCAUAUAAAGUUCUUAAGUGGUGAAAAUUCCAUUGUACAUGAGAGCAUUUACAUGCAUUUAAACUAGAAAGAAAAUAUGCAUGUCUGUGUGCUGUUCUCUCACCCACUGAAAUAUAUAAAUGUUUUUAUACCUGUGGAAAAGCAAAUGAAACAUUUUGACUGAAUCACACAUGGUACGGCACCUGAGUAUUAAUAAUCCGUCAUGGUAGUGAAUCAGUAUUCCUACUGUUCCAUCUUAAUAAAAUGGUUGCAAUAUGUCA